AUGAAAUGGAAGCGUGAUGCAACAAGUGGGCAUGUGGUUGCUGGUGGAAAUGGAGUUGGAAACAAGUCUAAUCAGUUAAAUUACCCAACAGAUGUGAUUUUUGACAAACAAACAGAUAAUCUUAUCAUAUGCGACUUUUCAAACCGACGAGUAGUACGAUGGCCUCGUCAUGAUGGCAGAAGCGGAGAAACGAUUAUCUUGAAUGUGAAAUGUGAAGAUUUGGCAAUGGAUGACGAAGGAUCUCUCUACGUUUCUGAUGCAGAAAAGCAUGAAGUUAGGCGAUGGCGAAUGGGUGAAAAGAAUGGAACAGUGGUGGCAGGUGGUAAUGGAAACGGUAAUCGUCGUGAUCAGCUCAAUAAUCCUGGAUCCGUCGUCGUCGAUCAAGAUCAUUCAGUGUACGUAUCGGACUGGAGCAAUCAUCGUGUAAUGAAAUGAAUGAAAGGUGCGAAAGAAGGCAUUAUUGUGGCUGGUGGUAACAGUAUAGGGGAUGCUCUCACACAAGUGCAUUAUCCAAAUGGACUAUUCGUCGAUCGAUUGAACACUGUCUAUGUGGCUGAUUCGAAGAAUCAUCGAAUAAUGCGUUGGCCACAAGGAGCCACAAUCGGAAAUAUUAUCGUUGUUGGAAACCACGAAGGCGAUCAAGGGAACGAGCUUGAUUAUCUCAAAGGUUUGUCAUUCGAUCAACACGGCAACCUCUAUGUCGUCGACUUUUGGCGUCAUCGAGUGCAAAAGUUUUCAAUCGAAUUGUCGCCUCACAAUUAGCGAAUAUAGAUAGUUUUUUGUUCUUUUUUUCUCGAAAAAUGUAUCGCAAAAGAAGUUAAGAAAUAAAUGAACUGAUUUCUUUAGAAAUAUUUCAUGUUUAUCUAUUUUUCGCCUGUGUACAGGUCAACAUCGGUCAGGUUAGAUACCUGUUUCAUAGAUCUUCACCUAUGCUUUUCGAACACUGAAAGUCUCUCUGUAUUGAAUGUACGAUGCUUACACUUCGUGUGUCACAUAAUCCUCACCCUUAACAUGUGCUGCUGUUUUUGCAUCGCGUUCAACCUUACAGCUAUCGGUUUUUUCAAAAUGUGUUUGUAAAACAUUUUUAUUUUGCACAUAUCUCAGCAUAGAGAUAUCAUAAAACCUUGCUAAUUUUUUUGAUGAUACCCCGUGAAAAGCUCUUCAAAAUAUGAUAAUACGAAAUUCCUGAUGAUCUUUGUCAAUAGUCUUUUCUAUAAUCAAAAUAAAAAAUAUAUAAGGCAGUACUACUUCUCACAAUAUUGAGCAAACUACAGAACAGGGUGUGGGUGUGGGUGUGGGUGUGAGUUUGCGUAUUGCUGUUGAUUUGUUCUUGAUUCAUAUCCCCACCCCCACCCCCACCCCCACCCCCACCCAUACACCCACACCCACACCCACACCCACACCCACACCCACACCCACAC
This is a messenger RNA of Rotaria sp. Silwood1, 1421 nucleotides long. The record is from the annotation of a GenBank genome assembly. NCBI's taxonomy places the organism in Eukaryota, Metazoa, Rotifera, Eurotatoria, Philodinida, Philodinidae.